Acanthochromis polyacanthus (spiny chromis) is the source of this 7938-nucleotide messenger RNA. Its product is annotated as visual system homeobox 2. The record is from RefSeq and is a predicted model, not a curated record. Lineage: Eukaryota; Metazoa; Chordata; Actinopteri; Pomacentridae. Gene Ontology annotation, biological process: regulation of transcription by RNA polymerase II. Gene Ontology annotation, molecular function: RNA polymerase II transcription regulatory region sequence-specific DNA binding; DNA-binding transcription factor activity, RNA polymerase II-specific. The coding region runs from base 6105 to 6833 and encodes 242 amino acids. The transcript has 5 exons.
UGCAACUUAAUCUAUAAAGCAGUUGCAUGCUGCAAUUGCAAAAACAGAAAUUUUGCAAGAGCCCAUAAUUACCUUUCAGAAUAAUAUUUUUGCACCUCAAAAAAAGGCUGAGGUGGAAAAGAAUAAAUGGUGUAAGGUUCCAUUUCAUUCCAAUAAUUCUUGGAUCCCGAUAAAACUGGAAACAGCUGUCACAUGUGCACUCGCUCUUCACCGGGGUGUAACAGACAAAUUAAAGGCGUGAUGCACAUGCUGUGAUGGAAAGCAUUUUGCCAUGAAAGUGUGAGUUGUUUUGCCCAGCGCCAGUGACUUCAUCUGAAAACCUCUUGAUGGAGUCAAAGGGAUAAGUUAAACAAUGUGCGGGCAUGCUGGUGAACGAGGAAAGUGGACGUCCCUGUUGAUGGUAAAUUAACCAUGGCGAUAAUUGUUCAAUCACACAGACCAAAGGGUUCUUUGAAGAUGGGAUGUGGGUAGGCCAUUUUACAACUCGGAGUGCUGCUGGUGUUUUGUUACACGGACGGACGUGGAGAUGAAGCCGCGGCGUGGUUAAGGAUCCUCAGUGACGGUGAGACAUGCCCACACUGGUGGGUCAGUGGAAUCUGUCAUUCAGAUAUAGGAGACAAUCAGUGAGAUACAUGGGCUGGACGGUUGAAAGCAGCUCGUCUUGGAUUGCAGUGAUGCAGUGUUUACUUGUAAAGUGUAAAACAGAGGCUUGUGAUUUAAAAAAUGGUGAAAAACUGCUAUCUUAAGGUGGUUUGUUGACUAACAUUGAUAAAAUGAGGCUAUUUUUUGUGGGAAAUGACAGGCUGUGUUGUGACGGCUCAUUGUAAAUUCCUUUAAAUGUCUUCAGAACCUUCUAAAUCCUCUGCCAUGAAUAUUUAUUCCCACAUCCAUUCCACAUCUACACAUGUAAUUAACUUGUUUGUAUGUAAACUGCAUCACGUCUCGCCAAUCAGACACCGUACCUGCUCUCGUCUCAAUGCUGAUGCCGUUUGAUGUGUUAAUUGCACCUGUAUGGUGUCCUAUAACUAGCCAAAAGCUCUGUUUAUGGUUAUCAAUCAACUCGCUACACAAGUCUUAGCAGCUUGGGAUUUUGGUCGGGCGCCAGCAUCCUAUUGGCUGGACAGCAGUGAGGCGGAACAGAGAUGAGUGACAGCUAACGAGGAAGAGGUGGUGGGGGAGAGCCUGUUGCUGAAUAGUCUGAUGGACCACUGACAAGUUAACAACCGCUGCCUUUAUUCAUCAUGCCAGGCUCAGUGUCCUCGAAUGCAGCUGCUAGGACUUAAAUGCUUGUUCGAACAUUUUGCUAUUUUCAUACCGCAUAUUUCUUGUGCUAGAGGAAAGCUAUGUGCAUUUAUAUGAGUACUAUUUUGAGGUGGGCAUCUCAGAUUAAGAGUUUACAUAUAAAAAGCGAAUGUUUAGUUAAAAAAAAAAAAAGUACAACAGUGGCGAGAAGGGAGUAAUAUGUUUACAAAAUGACAAUAAAUAGCAAAAACUCCCAAAUUUGUUUUAUUUUCUACCCACAUCAGCCUCUCCUGUUGGAAACUACUGAACCAAUUUACUAGUUUAUAAAGUAGUAACUAGUACUAGUUCCGCCUCGAACAGCUGAUAUUCACACAUUUUGUUAUAAUUUUGUACCUUAGCAGCACUUUCCCUUUUUAUGCUUUACGAGCACUUUGCUGAUAAUAAUAGUGUUUUUGAUGUACCAUUUUGCAUGCAGGAAAGUAACUACAUUUGUUAUUUUGAGUACUGUUUUUAGGUGGGUGUUUCAGAUUAACAGUUUUUAUAAAAAGCGAAUGCUAAACUUACUAAAAGGCCCUGAAUGUGAAUCUUUUUGGCUCCUGAAUCAGGACUUCUGUACAGAAACGGUGGCUAAAUGAGGCUAAUAUUUCAAAAUAUAAUGACAAUGAAGAGCGAAAACUUAAAAAAGAAAUGUAUUUACAUUCACAAUCCUUUUGCACCUCCUGUGUGAGGAACAACACGACUAAUCUACACAUUUAUAAACUAUUAUUUAAAAUACUUCUGCCUUAACCAGUUUAAUUAGUAAAGGUCUUCAUUGUUCUAUCUGUAUGUGCAUAAGGUGUACUUUCUCUUUUGAUACUUUGGUAUUUUUGACUAGUUUUAUGUACCAUAUUUGAAAAUGAUACAUUUCAAAUUAAAAGAUUACAUAAAGAAACCACUGUUAAACUUAAUAAAAUGCUAUAAAUGUGAAACUCUUUGGCUAAUAAGUCACAAUCACUUAUCAAAAACAGUGGCUAGAUAGGGCUAAUAUUUUUUAAAAUGAAAAAGAAGAGUAAAAAGUCCAAAAUAUGUUGUUUUUUUCCUACCCAGUUCAGUUAACCACGUCAACCCUCCAUGUUGGGAACCACUGGACAAAUUUAAGUUCAUGAAACGGCCAUGAAAACUAGCUCAACCUCAACAAAACUUUGAAACAGUAAAGUUCUCUGAACACAUUAUUCUAUCAGUAUGUGCAUUUUUGAUGCUUUUAAGAGCCUUUUUGCUGAUAAUACUUAAGUAUUUUCUAUUACUUUUCUAUAAUAUUUUGAGUACAGGAAAGUAAGUACGUGCAUUUAUUUAACUCUGUGACUAGGGAGGUAUGAACUCUUACGAAAAAGCAGAAACUAGUUGGAGCUACUAUUUCAAAAACCAAAAAAAGAGAGAAAACGACAGAAGUCCUAAAUUUGUGUCUUUUUUUUUUUUUUUUUAAUUCCCCAAUUAAUGCCAAAAUCCCAUGUUGGGAACCGCUGGACUAAUGCACAAUUUUUAAAGUAGUAGCUAAAACUAACUCCACCUCCAACAGAUGAAAACAAUUCUGCUAACACCUAUUAGAAUUUGGACUUUUGAUACUUUUAAGAGCUCUUUUGCUCAUAAUAGCUGUGAUUUCCCCCCACUUUUAUCAAACAGUUUGAAUUACUUCUAAAGAUGUGUUUCAACGAUCUAAACACUUCCUCCAGCUUGGCCCCUGCAAGUGUUUGUGAAGUUGCAUGUUGCUUACCACUGGGUUUUCCUGCCCAUGUGAAAGUGGACAGUGAAUGAGCAGCAAGCAGGAAUGCGGCCAGCGGAGGCUUCUUGGUGUCUCUCUCAGCUCCAGGAGGGGCCCCGAUGUGCCGCUACCUGCCCAUGCACAUCUGUCUGCUCUCCGUCUUCCUCUCAAUGGCACCCUCGUCUUAGAUCAUCUCCUCUUACUCCACGCUUGAGUUGCACUUGGCUUGCAUGGAGAGAGGAAAAAAAAAAAACGCGGACCAUCUCUCGCCUCUCUUCUCCCUGGCACUUUGAUGUCUCAAGUGUGAUUGCUCUUGGAUUGUGGCCGCUUUCCCUUGAAGGUUUUGACAUGAAAAGCAGGCUGGGCUCUCAGGUUUAUCCCAUGGCCAGUGAUCCAGGACUAAAACAAUCAACCUGCUCACUGUGGGAUACUAUUACCAGGGAGAGUGGGACACCAAGCAUAGGGGCUUCCUCAGCCAUGAAAUACACUUUUUCUCCAAGUUACAAACACAUUUUAGGUGUGUUGAUUGAAUUAUACCAAUCCACGCUUCCAUUAAUAGAUUUUAGGCCUAAGUUUGGGCAGGCAGUUGACACUAAAAUACAUAUUCAAGCAGCCCGAGAAUACAUUUCCGACGUGUUUGCACAGAGGUGGACAACUGAAAUGAUUCAACAUUUGUAAUGAAUUAAAAAGAAAUGAAGCCAGUAAUUGCAGUUAAGAUUGACCCAAUCCGAUAAGUAUGAAAAUGUGACAUGUCAUUAAGAGCGGAGGCAUAAGUGACAACCCUUAAGCUUCACUUACACUUUCAUUAAAUAUUGAAUCUGUGCUCAUUGCUGUUCCAGCCUGCAAAUUACACCAGAUAGAUAUAUUCCCAUGACAGUGGAGCUGACGAUUAUCAUCCAUCUUCCUAUGACAUUUGGCAGAACUCUUGUUUUAUGAGCUAAAGUGCCAUUGUAGUGGAUGAGCAAGAAUAAUAAUGUGCAGCGUUCAUGAUCUCCAUUAUAUCAGAUGGUAUCUUCUCACACUGAGGGGCACAGUGUGAUGGUUAAUCCACUUCAGCCUUGUCUGUCAAGGAAAAAAAAGGUCUGGGUAAAUAGCUGACAUCAUUUAAUUUGGAUUUCAACUCGAUUGGAAGUGUUUUUCCGCAACGAAAUCCAGAUUUAAAAAGUAUUUUAUGUCAACAUAAGAGUCUUGGUAACAGUUUUAUGUAGAUAUUUACAACUGAUUGUGAUUCACCUCGUUAUUGAGCGUUUUUUCCCCCUUUGAUGCAGCUGUUAUCAAUAUUUGUAUAAUAUCAUUUUGUUAGAUGAAAAUGUGAAUAAGGUUUCUCUUAACCGAAAAUAGCAUCUCCCUUUAGCUUUCCGGAGACAUGUAGGGAGUUCCAACUUAUUUGUUUUGGUUCCGACUCACAGUUGGAAUAGCAUCAUUUUCGGCCUUAGCCAGCAGCUGUUUUCAGUGGUAAAUCUUUAUAAACUCACUGUACACCACCAGCGCAGCACCAAACACAUGAUAGAGACAGUUAACAUCGUGCUGCUUUGGCUGGCGUGGAGAAUUUAGCAAGAUAUUCUUCGUAAGAGGUGGUGGAGACCCAAAAUGGAGCUAAAACAGAGUGAAUGUUUGACUUAGAUUCGCCAGUUCCAAAUGAUUGAUAAUAUUUUUGCUUCAAGAUCCUCUUCAGACCUUUAAGCUGAGUCUUUUCUCAAGGGUUUAAGUUUUAUAUCGUAUAGGACUGACUUCUAAUCUGUCUGCACUCAAACCCUAAUUUAAGGUUAGCCACAGGAGCUGUCCCAUGUCAAACAGCCUUCUCACGGUAAACUCUGCAUUUCCUUUAUCUUACACAGUGAAUGUCAAACAUCCAUGCGACUUCAAGAUCCCAAAAUGCACAUUUGGGGGGGAUUUUCUGUGUCCUUGUUUAAAAAUGUGCAAUGAAUGAAUACAAGCUUGGACAAGUCCACUUGAAACUAAAGACGUGCGAAGGGCAUCCCACCGGUGACUCGCUAAACCCACAGAUAAUGCACAUUCUGUCCCUGUUGUUAAACGUCUGCUAAUGAUGCGAUGAUUGCCAUUUUAGAUCUCCAGUGCUGCCGUGUCAUUCAGGGAAGCCAAAAUACCAAUACAACCUGGCAUUAGCCAUUACUAUUGUUGUCCUAAUGCCUCCUUCAAUUAUCCAUGAGCAGGCCUUUAGAGCAGCUACUGUCAGAACCUCCCCCACUGGUUUUUCACCAAUUUUGUCCCCGAUUAUCUGGAUCAAUGGGCAUUAAAGGACCCAGGCACAGACAAACACAGUAGUUUGAGGGUGGGGAAAGGGGGUCUACUUUCAGACAGACCAGAAAUCCCCGGAACUGUCUGUGUGCCAGGGACAAACGAAAAUGGCUAUUCGGUCGUCAGUCCCACCACACACGGUGUUUAUUUAGCCACAGCUCAAAGCAGACGUUUCUAAUCUAUUUUCUUUUUCCCUGAAAAGCCAAGGAAUGAUUUCUUUCAAUCUCUGUCUGUCCACACAAAUGGGAAGUACCACUAAAAUCUGUUUUUUUAAUCAACUAAUUCAGUGUAAAGUUGCAAAAUGUUUAUUGCUUGAUAUUAUUUGUGUAGCUAGAGCAGCUUUUUCAGAUUAAUAGAUGCGAAUGCUAGAAUGUUUUAUUAGAUUGGGUUUCAUUCCUGUUGAAGUUGAAGCCAGGAGAUCAUAUUAUGGGGAAAACAGUGCAAGUUUGAUAAAAAACAAAGUCGACUUCACCUAAAUAUCAGCUUUCAGUUUCAACUCAGGCUUUAAAGAGAUCCAAAUUGCUCAACUGCUAAUCCUGACCUCUUUACUGCGUCCACUGAGGCUUUAAUUUAGUGUUUGAACAGGUGCAGAUGAAAGGGCCACACAGGUGACGGAGCUGCAGUCCUCGCUGUAGGAAUGACCAUCCUGUGACUCACCUCAGCUGGUUCCUGCAGAGAUCCCGGCCUGAUCAAAGCCACCUCAGGGUGCCGGUUCAGUUGUGACAACACUGACAGCAGCGUGUUUUUCACCAUCUGAGCUUGAUGAGCAGUUAGCGAGGUUUCCUGAUGAGGAUCUUGUACAGACACAUGUUGCAGCAGUCCAAUGAAAAAAGACUAUUAGACUGAUAAACGCAGCAGCAGCUCCAUGGCACUGUUAAACAGACUGGGCUCUCAGCCUCAAAUCCUGAUCCCGGGGCCCUUCAUCAGCUACGAAUCCCUGAGGAAUUAUCUGCAGCCGGAGCCAUGCAAGGAAGCUCUGCUGCUGGCCACACAGGCGGUUGGGAUGGGGCCGCUCACAGAGAGCAUAGAUGAACAGAGGCCAGUGAAGCAGCGUCGUGCACGGGCCAACUACAGCAGCUGGCAGCUGGAGGAGCUGGAGAAAGCUUUCGAGACCACCCACUACCCAGACAUCUUCAUGAGGGAAGCCCUGGCCCUCAGACUGGAUCUCAUUGAGGCCAGAGUACAGGUUUGGUUUCAAAACCGUCGUGCCAAGAUGAGACGGCAGCUGAAGCUCCAAGGCCAACUCGCAGGGCCUUAUGUCAAAAGAGACGAUGAUGAAAUGCCUGAGAAAGCCGGCAAAAGUUUCAAACAGACCGAAACUUCUGACGGUGAGCACUGGGAGAGACAACAGGAAGGACAAAAUUAUCCAUGGACAAAAGCUUCGAGUGGAGUGUUGAGCGUGCAUAUGCAGCCCCUGACCUCGAGGUCGGGGAAGUGGGAGAGGCCGAGCUCGGAGGAGCUCCGCUGCUGCAGCAUCGCCAAGCUGAGGGCCAAAGCCAGGGAACACGAGGCCGAGAUCCACAGCUCCGUAAGCAUGUCAGGAGGUGACACACAGCCACAAACACAGGAAACCGAUGCCACGCACAAUGACUGAUCAUUUCCCUUCUUCCUGUUUGUACAGAUAAUAUUAAUAAAACCCUAAAAAUACACAGGAGCAUCAUUUUGACAUGGAAGAGGAUGGGGAGCUUCAUUAUUUAGCCACAUUAGCUGAAUAUUUCUAUGUCAGUAUUUUUAAAAUCCUUUUUAUAUUACAUUCCAGUUAACUUCUUUUAUGACAUUUCCUGCUGGGAACUUUUCCCAUACAAACAUAAGAACACUGUACUUCAUGUAACAACUGGCGGAUUACUAUAUUUUGGUUUUCAGUACAACUUAUAUAUGACGGACGAUAUCUAUCUGAAUGAAUGCUACACGAUCUGUGCUCGGGGCUUUAACAGAUAAUGACAAAUGUUGACGUCUUAUCAUUUCAGUUUAUCUGGGCGCCCUGAAAUAGGAUACAGUCAAACAAUGUCUAAAUGAUUUCAGUAAUGACAAGCUCAUCGCUGACCUCUUGGGUUACCUUCGCAGACAGGCAGGAUGUCGACAUGCAGCCGCACGUCCUCGCAGGAAACAAUGGAAAUAGCUGGAAAAUGAAAUCAUGAACACUGACUGUACAGUAUAUAGAUCACAGGAUGAACUGCAUCAAAGAUUUAAUAUACUGACAGCUAUAAGUGUCCUUAAAUGUGUGUCUUUCACUGCCGCGCACAAUAUUUAUCCAGUAUUGUAUGUUAAUAUUGUCCAAAAUCAUGCGUACAGGUGUAGAUAGGGAUGUAAUUAUGUGCUUUCUUAAUUCUAGGUCAAACUCUGUGAACAGUUUCUUCAUGUCUCCAUAUUUUUUUGCAUAGAAAACAUACUAAUGCUGUUAUUUAAUGCAUUGACAACAACUUAGGAGUGGUGAGACUUGUCUUUUAACAGUGCAGUGUGACACUGCCCCCUUCUGGGCAUGAGGACAUCCUCAGACAGGCAAGACAACACACUUCAGACAACACAACAGGCAGUUAUUGUUUAUAAAAGGCUACAACUGAAAUCAUUUCUUACUCUAAUCAAGUCACACGCUCUUAUUUGUUGUGUGCAAUCAUUUAAACUUUUUAAACCUAUUUAGCCUUGCUGAAAUUUCCCGAGUCCUCUUGUGACAAUUAAUAAACAAUUCAUGUCUUACAGUA